UCCAGCAGGAGAGCCCGAUCUCCAAACUCCCAGCGAAACAUGUCCGCAGCGACAUUUCCGCCGCCCGCGCGCAUCUCGGCACUACCGUUCGGCUCCUCACCGUGAGCGCCGAGACGCGGGCAGACCAACCGCGCCACCGCCGGCCGACCUGGCGACCAUGAAACCCCCGCCCGCGCCCACCGCCAAGCCGGCGCUCCCCUGGAUCUCCCCGCUCCAGUACCGCAGCCCCGCCCGCGGCGCGCCGCCGGUGCCCUCCCCGCCGCCUCCCGUCCCCUCCCCUCCGCCGCCGCGGUACCUCCACCACCCGGAGCUCGCCCGCCUCAUCGCCUCCUCCGCCUCGCCGCAGCGCGCGCUCGACCUCUUCAACGCGACCUCCUCCCAGCGCGGCUUCUCCCACACUCCCGCCACCUUCUCGGCGCUCCUCGUCCGCCUCGCGCGCGCGCGGCUCCCGCGCGCCGCCGCCGCCGUGCUCCGCCGCGCGGCCUCCGCGCCCUGCCGGUUCCUGGAGCCGCAGCUCCUGCCGCUCGCCCGCCUCCUCCCGCCCGACCACGCGCUCGCGCUGCUCCGCCUCCUGCCCGCGCUGCUCGGCAGGACCCGCGCCUCGCACAAGGCGCUCGCCGUCUGCCUCGACCGCCUCGUCUCCUCCCGCGGCUGCCGCGGCGUCCUCGACGAGCUCCUCGCCGACCUGCGCGAUCCCCGCAAAAAGUACCUCCCCAGGCCCAACACCUGCGUCUACAACAUCCUCAUCAAGCACUAUGUCAAGAGCGGCGAACUGGAGACCGCGUUCAAAAUGCUCGACGAAAUGCGCGAGUACACCUGCGCUGACGUGAAGCCGAACUUGGUCACCUAUUCGACCUUGAUCGGUGGGCUCUGCCGUGGGGGUAAGAUGAAGGACGCGUUUCAACUGUUUGAGGACAUGAUCGAGAAGGACCGCAUUGUGCCGGAUCAGCUGUUGUACAAUGUGAUCAUCGAUGGAUUCUGCAGGCUGGGGCAGGUGGACAAGGCGCGUGCCAUCUUUGGAUUCAUGAGGAACAACGAGUGUGAGCCAAAUGCCUUCAACUAUGCCACUCUGAUUAAUGGGCACUGUAAGGAAGGGGACAUUGAGGCAGCGAGGGCGGUGUUUGAGGAGAUGAGGAGUGCUGGUGUGGAGCCUGAUGCUGUGAGCUACACGGCGCUGAUUGGCUGCCUUUGCAGACAUGGGAGCGUAGAUGAGGGUAUCAAUCUUGUUCUGGAGAUGAAGGAGAAGGGUUGUAAGGCUGAUGUUGUCACAUACAAUCUGGUGAUCGAGGGCCUGUGUAAAGAUGGGCGAAUGGUGGAGGCAAUGGACCUGCUUGAGAGCAUGCCACUGGAAGGGGUUCAGUUGAAUGUCGCGAGCUAUCGGAUUGUCAUGAAUUGCCUGUUCUCCCGUGGGGAGAUGGAUAAGGCAGUUGGUCUGCUGGGAUUGAUGCUAGGACGAGGGUUUGUACCUCACUAUGCAGCCUCAAACAACCUGUUGAUUGGUCUAUGCGAUGCUGGGCGCGUAGCAGAUGCGACAAUGGCAUUGUAUGGAUUGGCUGAUGUGGGCUUUAUGCCAGAGGCUAGUUGUUGGGAGAGGCUUGUGGAGACUGUGUGCCGGGAGAGAAAGCAAAGGAGAUCUACAGAGGUACUGGAUGUCUUGAUUGGUGUAGGUUGAGGAAAAGAAGUCACAGCAGCAUGGAUUGUUUGACUGGUUUGAUAACCCGAAGGAAGACAAGGUUAGAGCCAGGUGUGAAGAUUUAUCUGAUAAUACAGCGAUGAUAAUGGUAAGAAAUCAUGUCACAAAAGAUGAACAGGCACCUGUGUCUCAGACAAACAAGAAUUUUUCCACCUGACCUGGGAAUUGGGGACGCUUCCCUUCUCCACUACACAAUGGAAUUAACAGCAGCCUUACAGGACUGGAUGCAUGUUCAGCAAGGAAGAAAAGGCUGCAAGGCCUUACAGCUGACAGCAAGCAACAGGACCUAGCACAAACUUCUCUUUCAGAACAAGCUACUGCAUCCAAAAGAUAUCAGCCAUCAAUAGACAACGUCCAUUAGCACCUUAGAGCAAGUAUUAUAGUGGACUGUAAGCAGGUUGAUAUUUACAUGGAGAGAGAGAUGAAGAGAGAAGGAGAUGGGCGUCUGGCGACGCAAUCGUGUGAAGCCGGCGGAGAGAAAAUAUGGGCGCUGCUAUUGAUUGAAUUCAUUAGCGUUCUCGCCGCUACUGGCUCGUGCUUUGCAGCUAGCGAUGGGCGAAACCAUUAGCCAUGCUCUUAGGCUAACCUUCGUCAUUCUCUAUUCUCCAGAAAGUUGUCAUUGGGGAGGUAGACAGGUAGUCCAGCAUGAGGCAGGGCACCAGGUUGGCACUCGGAGGAACCUGCCUUGUCGUUGUCAGCUCUGGUAAACAAUGAUGCAGUAUCGGAAAUAACCUGCUAUGAUGAGCAGUGACGAUGAUGAAGUCGGUUUUGAUUGCAUCAAAAGAGGUUAUUUUCUGGGAACAUCUUUUGCUGCAAAAUUGAGGGGUGUCUGUCGAAACUGUGUACACAAAGUGUUGUGCUUUUUUAUGACUGCAUAAAGGGCAAGGGCGCCUCCCAUAUAAUUCUCCCAUUUUUUUACUGCAUUCAUGGACUUGGUGCUUAUUUAUUUAAUUGUCUCCUUUCGGGGUAAUAAAGCAGACAUGGUCCAUGAUCAUUUAUUGA
Molecule: messenger RNA, 2695 nt
Organism: Panicum virgatum (switchgrass)
Lineage: Eukaryota; Viridiplantae; Streptophyta; Magnoliopsida; Poales; Poaceae
Product: pentatricopeptide repeat-containing protein At5g18475-like
Exons: 1
Coding region: 158-1672 (504 amino acids)
Molecular function (GO): protein binding
Source: RefSeq, a predicted model, not a curated record